AUGACUGUGAUGGCUAAGAAGACUGCCAAAAAGCCCGCAGCACCAACCGCUGUUCCAAAGGUUGCUGCAAAGGAGAACAACACAAGCAAGCCGUCAAAGAAAGCACUGCGCAAAGCACUGGCCGCACAGAAAGCGCAACUACUGCAAAAGAAAAACACUAAAGAACAAUCAAAGGUUGAGGGACAAGAGAAUGCGAUUGUCAUUGCUCCAGUCAGGAAAUCCGAUGAACCACUUGUGCAGACUCAAGCAUCUAAAUGGAUCAACAAGCAACGUCUGAUGGUGGUCGCCUCGCGAGGAAUCACCUACAGAGAUCGCCAUUUAAUGAACAACCUCAAAACAAUGUUGCCUCACUCCAAAUCUGAACCGAAAAUGGACACCAAAGACCCAAAUAUCGCGCUUAAUGAAAUGUGUGAAAUUCGCAACUGCAACAAAGCCAUCUUUUUUGAGAAUCGCCGUCGACAGGAUCUUUACAUGUGGAUUGGCAACGUUCCAAGUGGACCGACGGCCAAGUUUCUAGUAGAAAACAUUCACAAUAUGGGCGAACUUCGUCUUCCAGGAAACUCGCUAAAAUCAUCUCGCCCACUGCUGUCUUUCGAUCCACUUUUUGACUCUGCGCCUCACUACGCCCUUUUAAAGGAGCUUUUAGUGCAAACCUUUGGCGUGCCGAAUGGGCACCCAAAAUCACAGCCUUUCUUUGACCACGUUCUCACCUUUACUAUUCUCGACCACCGCAUCUGGUUCCGAAACUAUCAAAUUGUCGCAGAGGAUGGCUCACUUGCAGAAAUUGGACCCCGAUUUGACUUGAACCUGAUUAAAAUCUUUGAAGGAUCUUUUGGCGGUCGAGUGCUGUACAGCAACCCGCACUACGUCGCACCGCAAAAGCACAGGCUUGCCAUUAAACGGGCCGCAUCAGAGAAGUACAAGGACCGGCAGGAAGCGAAAAAGGCCAAGGAGCUCCGGAAGCCUGCUGACGGUGAGGUGUACGCUGAUGUAGACAAGUUUGACGAUGUCUUUGAGACGAUUCGACCUGAAGAGGCCGUCGGCCAAGAGAAAUUGGUCUUUAAGCGAAAAAAGUAA
This is a messenger RNA of Rhagoletis zephyria (snowberry fruit fly), 1077 nucleotides long. The record is from RefSeq and is a predicted model, not a curated record. NCBI's taxonomy places the organism in Eukaryota, Metazoa, Arthropoda, Insecta, Diptera, Tephritidae.